AUGGCGCGGGCAGCCCCCGCGCCGCCGAACUGGGGCGCGCGCGCGGCGCUGCGGCAGCGCUACGCGCUCAUCUGGGCGUCGACGUUCGCCGUCGUGCUGUCCUACUUUGGCAGCCUCGUCGUCGUGCGCGCCAUCGACGACGGCGGCGUCGACUGCCGGGACACGUGCCGCGACGCGCCCGACAACGAGACGGGCACGGUGCUGCUCAUCGGCGAUUCGAUCCUCAAGGGCUACUACCCCAUCGUCGAGAGCAUCCUGGACCCCGGCGCGAAAUGCAUGGAGGACGGCACGGUGCGCCGCGGCGUUUUGGCGAAGCUCGUCUACGGCCGCUUCGGCAGCGGCAACGGCUACUGCGGCACGUCCUACGGCGUCAACUUCUGCCUCGACCGCUACCUCGCGACGACGAAGAACAACUUCUCCAACAUCUACUCGCCCGUGUCCUUCGACGAGUACGAGGCGAACAUGGAGGCCAUGUACCGCAAGCUCAGGGGCGCGCUCGCGCCCAACGGCACGAUGAUCUUCGGCACGACGACGCCCGUGCCGCCGUCCUACGACUCGAACAAGCGCGUCAACGCCGACGUCCUCGAGCUCAACGUCCGCGCGCGCGCGCUCUUCGGCCCGGCGGGCAAGUACCCGGACGUGCGGCUCAACGACCUCUACGGCCGCGUCGUCGACGCCUGCAAACGCGACCCGGCGACGGCGUGCUACCCGGAGACGUGCGACUGCCCGCUCAUGCAGAACAACGGCGUCCACUUCUCGCCCGCGGGCCAGCGGCUCAACGCCGUCGACGUCGCCUGGUGGAUCGCGCCCUUCGCGGGCGCGCCCGCGGACGCGGGCGAGCGCGCGCCGGAGAUCGAGAAGCACAACGGCGAGUACCGCCUCGAGCACUGGAAGGUCGCCCUCGUCGCCCAGGCCUUCCUGCUCUCCGCGCUGGGCCUCGUCGCGACCUGCGUCGUCUACGGCCGCGCGCGCGCGCGGCGGCGGGGCGACGCGGCGCCCAUGGUCGCCAUGACGACGCGCCGCGUCCCGGACCCGGAGGACGACGGCCGCGCCCUCGACCGGGCCGGCGACACGGAGAUGCUGUGA
Aureococcus anophagefferens is the source of this 1086-nucleotide messenger RNA. RefSeq lists its product as hypothetical. Bases 1 to 1086 code for a protein of 361 amino acids. The transcript has 2 exons. The record is from RefSeq and is a predicted model, not a curated record. NCBI's taxonomy places the organism in Eukaryota, Pelagophyceae, Pelagomonadales, Pelagomonadaceae.